Messenger RNA from Urocitellus parryii (Arctic ground squirrel), 936 nucleotides. RefSeq names its product RAB36, member RAS oncogene family (gene Rab36). Gene Ontology annotation, molecular function: GTP binding; GTPase activity. NCBI's taxonomy places the organism in Eukaryota, Metazoa, Chordata, Mammalia, Rodentia, Sciuridae. The record is from RefSeq and is a predicted model, not a curated record.
AAUGAGGUCUUCUCUGAUGCCUUUGGGGCCCCCUGUGAGCCGGGACCGCAUCAUCACCAACUUUCCUAAGUGGUACACACCUGAUGCCUGCCUGCAGCUCAAGGAGCACUUCCAUGGGCAAGUGAGCGCAGCCUGCCAGCGCAGGAACACCGGGACUGUUGGGCUCAAACUCUCCAAGGUGGUGGUUGUUGGUGACCUCUAUGUGGGAAAGACCAGUCUCAUCCACAGGUUUUGCAAGAAUGUUUUUGACCGAGACUACAAGGCUACCAUUGGGGUAGACUUUGAAAUUGAACGAUUUGAGAUUGCUGGGAUUCCCUACAGCCUCCAGAUCUGGGACACAGCCGGACAGGAGAAGUUCAAGUGCAUUGCAUCUGCCUAUUACCGAGGUGCCCAGGUGAUCAUCACAGCCUUUGACCUCACUGAUGUACAGACUCUGGAGCAUACCAGGCAAUGGCUGGAGGAUGCAUUAAGGGAGAAUGAGGCAGGCUCCUGCUUCAUCUUCCUCGUGGGAACCAAAAAGGACCUUCUGUCAGUAGCAGCAUGUGAACAAACUGAACUGGAGGCUGUGCACCUGGCCAAUGAGAUGCAGGCUGAGUACUGGUCAGUGUCAUCCAAGACUGGAGAGAACGUGAAGGCAUUCUUCAGCCGGGUCGCUGCCUUAGCAUUUGAGCAGUCAGUACUGCAGGAUCUGGAGAAGAGAAAUGGCACUCGGCCCCAGGUUGGCGAUGGAGACCUCAUCCGAAUGGAGGGGAGCCCACUGGAGACCCAGGAGAACAAGAGGCCCUCCAGCCUGAGCUGCUGUUAGCUUGGGCAAGCAUCAGAGGCCUCCACUCCUUGGGUGCAUGGGCAGCAGCUCCUGUGAUGAUGGAGAGGUGACAUGGAGCUUGAACUCUGCAGCAUGUCUCCCCUCUAGGUGUAGAGGGCUUGCAUUCCCAA